AUGCCCUACCAAGUUGACGUCAUUGGGUAUGAUCAGGAAUCGCUGUUCAGCCCCGUGAUCUUCCAGAUCCGGGUAUCUUGUGAUACCGGCGUCCACUUUGUGUGGCACAGAUACCACGCCUUCAAGCUCUUGGCUGCAUACUUGCGCCAUCGCUUUCCAGCGCUGCCCACCCUGCAGGGAGGUCAUCUUUGGCAAAAGGCCGUCAAUUCGAUUGGCUUCCUGCAAGCUCGACAGCGCUGUCUAACAGACUUUUUGCAAGCUGCACUGGCCGCCGAUGUAGCGGUGGAGGAUGUCAUUCUGCGCGAGUUCCUGGGCAUCAAAGAGUGCUCGGGGCCAAUCGACCCUGACACUGCGACGGAGCCUAUCUCGGGCCGUGGCCGCAGCCGCUCCAGUCUGGAUAAGUUUACGGCACGCUCAGAUGUGCAGCGCCACUCCUGCGCAGGGGGCCUUCGCACUGAAGAUAUGUCCAUCUGCGCCAUCAAGCGUUGCCUGUCCUCCCCGCUCCCGAGCGAUGACCAGCUGGAGGAUGCCCAGGAAGCUUCCCGCUUGCUGGCUGACAGCCGAUUCCAUGACGCAGCAGUGGUCAUUGCGCGGGAUGUCGCGCGUGUCUUCCCCUCGAACAACAAAGUUCAUGAUGUGAGAAUUGAGAUUGCAGAAAUCCUCCGUGCAUAUGCCCGAGAGGAUCCAGACCUUGGAUACACUCAAGGCAUGUGUUUUGCAGCCGCUGUGGUGGCUUUGGGUGACGGAGAGGUUUCAGAAAAGCAACAGCGAUUCAGCCAGAUGAUGCAAAAGCUGCGUGAUUUGUGGAUUCCUGGCUUCCCCCUCGUGGAGCAAGGCGUCCCCAUGGUAGAGUCCAUGCUGGCCAGCAAGGAUCCGGAGCUCAUGCACCUGGAUGGCCGUUAA
Molecule: messenger RNA, 903 nt
Organism: Symbiodinium pilosum
Lineage: Eukaryota; Dinophyceae; Suessiales; Symbiodiniaceae
Source: the annotation of a GenBank genome assembly